This is a messenger RNA of Penicillium mononematosum, 1560 nucleotides long. RefSeq lists its product as uncharacterized. The transcript has 6 exons. Gene Ontology annotation, molecular function: carbohydrate:proton symporter activity. The record is from RefSeq and is a predicted model, not a curated record. The coding region runs from base 1 to 1560 and encodes 519 amino acids. Gene Ontology annotation, biological process: carbohydrate transport; transmembrane transport. Gene Ontology annotation, cellular component: membrane. Lineage: Eukaryota; Fungi; Ascomycota; Eurotiomycetes; Eurotiales; Aspergillaceae.
AUGGCAGAUAAUACACAGCCAGUCCAGUUAGUCGAGAAAGAAGGUGCCAGCGACGCCAUGCAUCAGGAACACAAGGAGGGCCUCAAUGAGGGCGUCAAGGAGGGCAUCAAGGUAGAGACUGUUCAGGGUUCAGUGGCUCUCGACAUUGCCAGGCGCACCGAUCCGCCGAAUCCCUGGAGCGCUCAAAUGAGGAAGCUAUAUUUAUUCAUGGCUGUGGCAUAUCUUUGCUCAGCCUUAAACGGCUUUGACGGCUCGCUCAUGGGUGCUCUGCUUCCCAUCCCGCAGUUUCGUGACACUUUCGGCGCUGGCUUGGGAAUGUAUACGAUUGGAGGUGUCUCCGCACUGCCAUUUGUCGGAAUUAUCCUCGAUACUUGGGGUCGACGAUCUGGCAUGUUCCUUGGAUCCGCCGCCGUCAUCGUCGGUACUAUUCUUGGUGGCACUGCCAACAAAAUGGAUCAAUUGCUCGCCAGUCGAUUCUUCCUCGGUCGGGGAUACUCCUUGGCCUCCGCUGCCGCACCCGCCUACGUCGUCGAGAUGAGUCACCCCGCCUACCGUGACAUCCUGACCGGUCUAUACAAUUGCCAGUACUUUGUCGGCGCUAUUGCCGCUGCUGGCGCCUGUCGAGGAUGUCUGAAAUACCAGAGUUCUCUCGCGUGGCGCAUCCCCAUCUGGUGUCAGUUGAUCUCGUCCAGCAUGGUGGUAUUGAGUGUCUGGUUCAUCCCGGAGUCACCCCGAUGGCUCUACAGCCAUGGACACCGCGAGAAAGCCUGGGAUGUUAUUACCAGGUAUCACGGCGAGGGCUCCCGGGAUAAUGCCUAUGUCCAUCUGCAGGUCCGAGAAUAUGAAGAGGCGAUCAACCUUGAAGGCGCGGAUAAGAAUGCAUUCGACUUCAGAUCUCUCAUUGGCACAAAGGCCGCGAGAUGGCGCCUCAUGUGUGUGGCUAUUGCAUCUUUCAUGAGUCAGUGGGCACAGGCUGGUGUCACAACCUACUACAUCGGCGGGCUUUUGGCGUCAGCUGGUAUGACUGAUACCGCGCAAGUGCUGAACGUCAAUCUUGGAAAUACAGUCCUUUCCGCUGGUCUCGCCUAUUUGGGAAGUUAUCUGGGCCCGAAAAUCCAACGCAGACCUAUGAUGAUGGGCGCGUCGGUUGCUUGCUGUAUCUGCUUUGCGUGUUUUUCCGCCACAACCGGGGUGUUCGCGAAGUCAGAGGAUGCAGGAGCGGCCACUGCCUCUAUCGUGUUCAUCUUCUUGAUUGGCGCUUGUUUCAGCUUUGCCUGGACCCCUUUGCAAGCCAUGUACGCCGUCGAAUGUCUUUCAUAUGAAACUCGCGCCAAGGGUAUGGCCAUGUACUCCGUCUUCACCAAUAUUGCCUUGCUGGUGAAUCAGUUCGGAGUCGGAAAUGCCAUCGACGUCAUUGGCUGGCAUACGUAUAUCAUUUUGGCUGGGUGGAACAUUGUCCAGGGAGUGUUCAUCUACUUCUUCGCUAAGAAGAGUACUGAAGCACGACAGGUCUUGGUCUCUGAGAAUGAGAACCAGGUGGUGGAGGUUAAGGGUGCAUAG